Molecule: messenger RNA, 444 nt
Organism: Fusarium pseudograminearum CS3096
Lineage: Eukaryota; Fungi; Ascomycota; Sordariomycetes; Hypocreales; Nectriaceae
Exons: 3
Coding region: 1-444 (147 amino acids)
Source: RefSeq, a predicted model, not a curated record
AUGCGUUCUUUCGCUACUUUCACCUCUCUCCUUGCCAUUGCCAGCGCUGUCAGUGCUACUCUUGACCCUGCCAAGAGCAACACUAAGGGUCAAUACCCCAAGAGCCCAUCAUGCUCUCCUUCCAAGACAUCCAACGCCAUUCAGGCUGCUGAGUGCGCUUACAACACCCGCGUCUCGGGCAAACAGACGUUUGCCAUUUUCAAGGUUGAUCACCAGUACGACAAGAACAACGGUGCUCCUUAUGGUACCUGCGAGGCUUAUGAGUGUGAUGCUCCCACUUCUGGCGAAAUGACUGCCGAUCAAGACUACUGGACGUUCUUCUGGAACAACAAUGGAGCGUCUUCUGGUGUUGGUACUACAUGUAUCAAGGAUCCCAACGAUGGAACCUGCGGUUGUGAGAACUCGGACGGUACCUUUAUUCCCGGUGGAAAGAACUGUGUUUGA